AUUUUAUUUUUACUACCGAUCAUUGGCGGUAUUUUCGACGGGAAAUCGUUGCAUUUGCACCGUGAGCUUCCGUGGCUCGUUAUUUUAACCGCGCUAGAGCCGUUGGCUGCUGGCGCUGUGAGGAGGAAGCGAGUGAUGCGCCGCUGCUCAGUCAUUGUUCGGCGCUCUCUGAAUGGGAAGCUCUUUAACCCAUCUUUUUCUUUUACCUCGCUGCGUUUAGGAGGGCAGCUUUCUCUUAUAUUCCACAUUGGCUUUUAGUGAAUGAAGCAAGCUGAAAUGAAUGUUUAAUGCUCCCACACCCUAAAGCUCUGGGUUGUUUUCCGGGAAGCGAAAAAGGGCGUUUACUGUGGACUGAACUAAGCUCGCCUCCUUUCAUUCCAGUUCAUCUGACUCUGUGACACCAUUAUGACGGCUUAUCUCUCCAUCCACCAUUUUCACCUUGCACAUUAAUAAUAUUACAUCAUAUCAUACAGGAAAGCUGCUUUUCGAGCCCACACCGGAGCCAUGACAGACAAGGAAGAGCAUGUACAGAAAGCCAAACUGGCCGAGCAGGCUGAGCGCUAUGAGGACAUGGCGGCAGCCAUGAAGGCUGUCACAGAGCAGGGCAGUGAGCUUAGCAACGAGGAGCGCAACCUGCUUUCAGUUGCCUACAAGAAUGUGGUCGGGGCGAGGAGGUCCUCCUGGAGAGUGCUGUCCAGCAUGGAAGACAAGUCUGACGAUCCCAAGAAGGCCGCAUUUGCUAAAGAGUACAAAGAGAAGAUUGAGACUGAGCUGAAUGAAAUCUGCCAGCAAGUAUUGGAACUGCUCAGUACUCACCUGAUUCCAGGGGCUACGCCACCUGACAGCAAAGUCUUCUACCUGAAGAUGAAGGGAGACUACUACCGCUACCUGGCUGAGGUUGCCAGUGGAGACAAAAAGGAAAAAACCAUAGGAGAGUCACAAGACGCAUACCAGCAGGCCCUCGAAAUCAGCAACAAAGAAAUGCCGCCUACACAUCCCAUCCGUCUGGGCCUUGCUCUUAACUUCUCUGUCUUCUACUACGAGAUCCGCAACUCACCUGAGCAAGCCUGCCAAUUGGCCAAAUCGGCAUUUGAUGAGGCCAUCUCCAUGCUGGACUCCCUCAGCAGUGACUCCUACAAAGACAGCACCUUGAUCAUGCAGCUGCUCCGUGACAAUCUGACACUGUGGACAUCAGAAUCCCAGGGGGCAGACCAAGACCCAGAGGAGACGGAGCAGCCGCCACCGCAGGCGGAGCAGGAGCAGGUAGCGGAGAAGAACUGAACUUCAAAAAAACAAGAAAAACACACAUUUUUUACCUCUCACCAGCCUUAGUUGUGUGUGUGUGGUUGUGUGUGCACAUACAUGCACAGAUAUGUAUGUUUACACUCUACUCACAAUGUGGAAAGUACAGUAUGUGUGUGCAGAUACAUUGAAGUGUGUGUAUUAAUUGUGUGAGCACCUCCACAGAGAAGAGAAUGGAUUAGAUCUGUUUUUUUGUUUGUUUCUUUUGACCAUUACUCAUUGUGUCAACCAGUGGAUGUUUAUUUUUUUAUUUUUAUUGUCAAUGGUUUAGUCCAGAUGAAAUCCCUCCUUUAGAUCCAAAUCAGCCCCACGUUCUUUAACCUUAUUCACUGUAGCAAACUGCUGCUGUUGCAGGAAACAAAAAAAACCUCUAACUGUAACUUUGAUAAUUUGUAUGUUUUUACUUGAACUCAACAUUUACAAUCUUUGUGACACUUGGGUUUACAAAAAUCACGUAAACUGUACAAAAAAACUAAAAAAAAAACUUAAAAAAAAAGAACUGGUCACAGUGGUCUGAAUUCACCAAAUUUUAGAUCUCACCUGACAAUAGCAAUGAUCAUAUAGAUGGCAGCAUACACUUUGGUAAAGAUCUACUACCAUAUUGUUCGUAUCCAUCAUGCCAUGUCAGUGUCCAGUGUAGCAGGUAGUGUUUUUAUGGAUGGUACAUGUGUCAUGGCUCAGUGGGUUCUAUGUGCAUUCGGGCGUAGGAAAGGUUUUCUGUAUGAAUGGCCACUUGCGAAAACUGUAUUUGUUGAGAGGAUUACAUUCCAUUUUACUGACAUCUUUUCACUCUCAGUGAAAUGUGUAGACUAUGAUUUCCUGCAAUUUUCCAUAACGCAUGACAAGGUAUAGACAGCCGAAGAUAAAGUGAACAACUUGACACAAUGGCUCGAUACUGUAAUUUUUUGAUAUUUUAUCUUUUCAGCAGUGCAGAGGAUACUUUUGCCAUAUGCUUAUAUGUGGCUUUCUACUCUUUUCUAUUCAGGUGUUUUGGUAAUUUCUUUUUUUUUUGUGUGUAUUUUAUUCCCUUUGACUCUUGAUUUGACUCCUGGAAUGUAUGUGGUUCUCAGUAGUAUGGUGUGAGGGUUAGCCGUGCUUUGAAACUGGCAGUUUUUGCUUAGGAUUUAGCUUGAACCAGGUGGUUUACAGUAACAUUUACCUUCCUUGGAAUGGCGUUAUGGAAAAAGACAAACUAAAACCAUGCUAAAUAUAAACUGAUUAUUAAAGUAACUUGGUAGAAAGCUGACCAUUAAGUAGUCACAAAGUAGUGCCAGUUUCCUCUAAUUACAGUAUCUUGAUUUUUAAAAAUAUGGGACGUGGGGUUCAGGAUUUGCAAGUUACACUCGGAGUACGUUAUUUGGUUAUGUGCUUUCAUGUAAGUGGAAUUAAAACAUUAAAAUCAA
Molecule: messenger RNA, 2705 nt
Organism: Centropristis striata (black sea bass)
Lineage: Eukaryota; Metazoa; Chordata; Actinopteri; Perciformes; Serranidae
Product: 14-3-3-like protein
Exons: 6
Coding region: 505-1281 (258 amino acids)
Biological process (GO): signal transduction
Cellular component (GO): cytoplasm
Source: RefSeq, a predicted model, not a curated record